CACAGGAAAAUGGCGGCGUCCAGAGAGCUGUGCACCGACCAGCAGGUUACUUAUGCUGCUAAAGGACGUCGUCGUGAAGGAAACUCGUCAUUUGUAAACGUUAUUGUGUAGUUCGAUUUGGGAGAGUUUGUUUUGUUGACAGUAAAAUGUUUACUCACUUAACUUAUGUCAAGCUUUCUUGUUAUCAUUGCUCACAGACUACAUAUGUGCUUCACAGCCCUGUGUUUAAUACAUGAAGUGUCAAACUAACUCUUUUCAAUGGCCAUAAUUAGAUGUUUAAACACAUUUGCAGUACUGACUUGUGUACUUCUUAUCAUUGUGUAUGAAGACAACACUAUUUGUGUUGCAUUUUCACCAUCAAAAGAAAGGCAGCAUAGUUCAAAUAUCUCAUACAGGAUCAUUAAAGCACAGAAGUACAGUCAUAAUGUAUCAACUGUUCCUAGAGAUCAGUGUGGCAUAGCUGUGGAGCGCCGCAUUGACUGUGCUAGGGACAGAUCUUUGAGUCGGGCUGAAUGUGAAAGCAGAGGAUGCUGUUAUUUGCCCCUGCCUCAGUCUGGAUUAAGAGGACCACCGUGGUGUUUCUACACAGUCUUCUACCCAGGAUACAAAAUGGGGCCCAUGUUGCCUACAGAACGGGGCCACAGGGCCAUUCUCACUCGUUCAGCACCUUCAUACCUGCCCCGGGACAUCCACACACUGCAGCUAGAUGUGAUGGCUGAGACUCAGGAUCGUCUUCAUCUCACUUUGAAGGAUCCUACAUCUCCACGAUAUGAGGUUCCCUUUGUGAAGUCCCAAUCCAAAGGCCACAAGAGCAUGGAAAAUCCACUUUAUGAUGUUGAUUUCCAGCCAGAACCAUUUGGGUUUAGUGUACGGCGAAAAUCCAAUGGCCGUGUUCUUCUGAACACUACAAUAGGCCCUCUGCUGUUUGCAGAUCAGUAUCUCCAGCUCUCUACCAGCCUGGCUUCCUCUACAGUCUCGGGACUGGGUGAACAUUACACUCCCAUCACGCUGGACCUCGACUGGAGCUCUGUUUCAUUAUGGAACAGAGACAUGGCACCACAUAGAAGUGCCAACCUGUAUGGCUCCCACCCUUUCUUCCUGGUCCAAGAAGGUGAUGGACAGGCACAUGGAGUCUUCCUUCUCAACAGCAAUGCAAUGGAAGUGUUUAUGCAGCCUGCUCCAGCAUUAACAUGGGUGACCAUUGGAGGAAUUCUGGACUUCUUCAUCUUCUUGGGCCCGAGUCCUCAGAGUGUGAUUCAACAGUAUCAGGAGGUUAUAGGAUAUCCUAUGAUGCCUCCCUACUGGUCACUGGGUUUUCAUCUGUGUCGUUGGGGUUAUACCUCCACCAACAUCACUAGGACAGUAGUUCAGCUCAUGCGGCAGGCCAAGAUACCUUUGGAUGUACAGUGGAAUGACCUUGAUUAUGCAGACCAAAGAAGAGUCUUUACUUUCGACCCGCAGCGGUUUGGAGAUUUGCCUCAAAUGGUGGAAGAUUUCCAUCAGCUGGGGAUGAAAUAUGUGCUCAUUCUUGAUCCAGGCAUCAGCAGCGCGAGUCCUCCUGGUUCAUACAAACCGUUUGACGAUGGACUGAAGAAAGGAGUUUUCAUCAACAACUCCACUGGACAGAUCCUUAUUGGGAAGGUAUGGCCGGGUCCGACUGCAUUCCCAGAUUUCACCAAUCCUACAACACAGGACUGGUGGAUGGACUGGAUCAAAGACUUUUACAACAAGGUACCUGUGGAUGGACUUUGGAUAGACAUGAAUGAGCCUUCAAAUUUUGUCCAGGGCUCUGUGGAUGGAUGUCCUGACUCUGAAUUGGAGAAACCACCAUAUACACCAGGUGUGAUUGGAGGCCAGUUAAACUCAGGAACUCUGUGUGUGUCCGCACAGCAGUAUCUGUCCAAUCAUUACAAUCUACACAACCUCUAUGGGCUGACCGAAGCCAUCGCCACUCACAGGGCACUGCUAAAAGUGAAGAAAACUCGGCCGUUUGUUUUAUCUCGAUCAUCUUUUCCGGGACUGGGUCGUUUCUCUGCACACUGGACAGGAGAUGUGCGAAGUGACUGGGAACAACUGCGCUUUUCAAUACCCGCUGUGCUCCUGUUUGGACUGUAUGGCAUUCCAUUAGUGGGAGCUGAUGUUUGUGGAUUUGGUGGAGACACUAACGAAGAGCUGUGUGUGCGCUGGACACAACUUGGAGCCUUUUACCCCUUCAUGAGAAACCACAAUGACAGACCUAAUGCUCCUCAGGAGCCAUAUGUAUUUAGUCAGCGAGCCCAGGAUGCCAUGAGGAUGGUGAUUAAUCUUCGAUAUUCUCUCCUGCCCUUCCUCUACACACUCUUCCAUCACGCGCACACCUCCGCCAGCACCGUGGCCCGCCCUCUCUUCCUUCAGUUCCCCACUGAUCCAGAUUGCAGGAGCAUUGACAGACAGUUCCUGUGGGGGAGUUCACUGCUCAUCAGUCCAGUUCUGGAGCAGGGAGCAGUGGAGGUGAUGGCGUAUCUCCCCCCGGGGACUUGGUACAGUCUGCACAAUGGCCAAACAUAUUACAGUAAAGGACAAUACAUUGUGUUUCCUGCUUCGUUGGACACCAUCAUCGUUCACGUGAGAGAGAGGAGCAUCAUCCCACAGCAGGCUCCUGCUCUGACCACUGCAAUAUCUCGCAAAAACCCUUUCACCCUAACGGUGGGACUGUCAGUGGGAAAUUUGGCCAAAGGAGAACUUUUUUGGGAUGAUGGAGAAAGUCUGGAUACUUUUGAGCGGGGAGAUUAUUCAUAUCUUCUCUUCUUUGCUGAAGAGUCAUAUGUGGUCAGUAAACCGAUCAAAUUAAACGGAUCUCUUGAUGGUUUGGUCCUGGGGGAAGUGCGUGUUUUCGGGGUCCAGACUCCACCUACUGCCGUAUGGGCCAACGGACAGAAAGUUCCUGACUUCUCAUACAGAUUAGAUACCAAGGUUCUGACAGUAGCUGGUCUGGAACUACCAAUGACUGCCAAGAUCACAAUACAGUGGAGCUGAUAAAAAAUCUACUUAAUGUUCUGUACUUAUUCAGAUGCAUAUUAAUCCAAUACACCUAAGAAGCCAUGGCUUACAGUGAAUUUAUAACUGCCUAACAAUGACCUUUAGCUGUUACAAGUUCACGGGAUCUUUCUAUUGUACAUUGUAAUUUAAAAGUGCAUAAAAAAUAAUGUUUAUUUUUAUUCAACGUUUUUAAUGCUUUUAUUGUUGUAAGCUAAUAAUUAGCAUAUUCCAUAGCUAUACUAUUUAUUUUAUUAUAAAUAUAUCUGAUAUAAGGAAUAAUGAUUCUUACUAUUGUU
Danio rerio (zebrafish) is the source of this 3314-nucleotide messenger RNA. The record is from RefSeq and is a predicted model, not a curated record. NCBI's taxonomy places the organism in Eukaryota, Metazoa, Chordata, Actinopteri, Cypriniformes, Danionidae.